CUCAGCCAGAAGAGCUUGCUUUAGGGAUCCAUACUCAUCAGUUUUUCCUGGUAAGACAGGCAGGCUAGGGCAGGAAGUAGAGAGGGGAAGAUGAAGGCAAGUUGGUGCUGGCCUUCCCUCUGCUCCCACCCCGCCCACAAUUCCCCUAUCAGAAUUUGUCUGUGCUCAUAUGAUUGUGAUUGAAUGAUUGUGAAGACACAACUAUGUGGGAAUGGGACUUUGAGUACAACUGGCGCUGUGUGAUUCUGACUUUGGUUGUCUGACUGUGUAAGGUUGACUGAGUGAUUGAGGUGUGACUGAAUGUGACUGUGGGUAUGUGAGUGUGAAUGUCCAUCACUGGAUGCCACUGUGGAUACUUAGGUGCCCUUACUCAUCACUGUACCAUCAGUCUUCACAUCAUGCACUACCCCUCUCUCCAGCUUCUCUGUCCAGGGCUUAGAAGCCAUGGGAAAUGGCAGCCCUAGAAGAGGAAGGGGUCUGUGGCAAUUAGGGCCCAGGAAUGUCACAGGAUGAGCAAUUCGUCUUCACCUGCCUCUGACUCACCUGGUGCCCCAGGUAAAAGGCACCCAGAUAAAAGGUAGGGGAGAAGGAGGAGAGAGAAGUAUCCAGGCUGAGCAGCAUGAAGGGGCCCUCGUCCACAAGCAGCCUCCUGCUGCUACUGUUGCUGCUGAGCCCAGACCCUGGAGCAGCACUGCCACUGCCAAUCAGCAAUACCUGCUGUACUCAGCUCUACCGCCAGCCGCUCUCGAACAAGCUCCUGAGGAGGGUCAUCCGGGUGGAGGUGCAGGAAGCUGAUGGGGACUGUCACCUCCAGGCCUUCGUGCUUCACCUGUCUCGACGCAGUGUCUGCAUCCACCCUCAGAACCGCAGCCUGGCUCGGUGGUUUGAGCGCCAAGGGAGGAGGCUCCAGGGGACUCUGCCUAACCUGAAUUUGGGGCUGAUAGGGGAAAUGGACCAGGGCCCCCAGUAGCCGAAACA
Molecule: messenger RNA, 978 nt
Organism: Mirounga angustirostris (Northern elephant seal)
Lineage: Eukaryota; Metazoa; Chordata; Mammalia; Carnivora; Phocidae
Gene: CCL27
Product: C-C motif chemokine ligand 27
Exons: 3
Coding region: 620-970 (116 amino acids)
Biological process (GO): immune response
Cellular component (GO): extracellular region
Molecular function (GO): chemokine activity
Source: RefSeq, a predicted model, not a curated record